GUGUGCGUUGAGCAGUUGACUUUAUGAAUGCAUUCCCUUAAAUAACUGGUAGGAAAGGUUUGAAGUUAAUGCUUCAGUUCACAAUACUACAAAGUGCAUUGUUCACUUCCGCAAACAAACCACGUGUGAUCAGUUCUUUCCGUUUAACCUAGUGAUGGUCUUCAAGUAUCUUUACUUCACCAUCACUUCAAACUGCUGUGCUUCACUCUAGCUGUGUGGUGUGAUGAGCUUUCAGAGAUAAAGUUUGAUUUUUACCAGCUGCAAUGAGGAUUCUUCAGCUCUUUAUUUGUGUCGUUCUUUUGGCAAUGAGACACAAAACAUCCGGGCUUGAAAUUCAUGGCUAUGAAAGCAGCUCAGUCUCGAUAACAUGCUCUCAUUCCUGGGCUGGCAGUAAUAAGAAGUACUUCUGCAAAGACCCAUGUAAAACAAAUGUGGAUAUUCUGAUAGACUCCGCCAAGAAAUCAUCUGGUAGAUAUCGGUUGACGGAUUCUGGGGCAGGAGUCUUCACUGUGGAAAUCGCUCGACUGAGUAAGAAAGAUGCUGGGAAAUACUGGUGUGGAGUGGACAGAGUUUUUAGUGAUACGUAUAAUGAAGUGAUCCUUACAGUCCUUGAUGCGCCGCAGACCUCUCCACCACCGAGCUCCAGCACUCAUCUUCCAACAACAGUUACUUCUCUAGGAAACAUUUCAACAUCUAAUGCCACGUUUGCUGCAGUUUCUGUUUCAGCUCCAGCAGCUUCAGAUCAGCCAAAUGAUGCCAAAAUACCAGCAUGGCAGAUUUACCUCAUUGUCUUUGUAUGCGUCUUACUGCUGACGUCUGCAAUUUGGAUUCAGGUGAUUUUGGGCUUAUAUCGCAAAGUAUGUGGUCAUGCCAUAUUGGAGUCAUUCCAGUGCUGCUCAAGAAGAAGAGAGUUUGAUGUAUCUGAAUAUGAUGGAAAUCCAUUCGGAAAGCAGAGUUCGGUUUCCCAGAGUCGUCCUCCAGCCAUUGAAGACACGGAGCCAGACUACGAGAACGUUUGUGCUGCUACUACCAAAUUCUCUGCAGACCAGAUUAUAUACAGUAAUCUGUAGAAAUGCAAAGAUCACAUACAGAACUGUGCAAAAGUCAGAGACCACAUUUCAUUUCCAGCUAACACAGCCAUUAAAAACAUGUUAUUCGUUUUUUCCACAUGAAGAAAAAACGCAGGAAACAAAAGUCUAGACAAAUAUAGCUUUUUUUUGUAUAUUUAAUGUCCACUCUUUACCUUUGUUACAGCUUCUGUUAUUUUCAUGAGACUUGAUUUCAGUUUUUAAAGAAAUCUGGAGGCUGCCAUGCCUCAGGGAGACUCCCCCAGUGUUGCGCACUCCCCUGUCAGAUCGGAGUCCCAGAGGGACUCCAUAUCCCAGGAGUCAACAGGGGAUCACCUAACCAGUGACGAUCAGCUCCGAACCUAUCAGCGAUCUCGGUCACCCGAUUACUGAAGGCUUUCACCUGUGUCUUGUUUUAAUUAGAGACACUCAGUAUUUAAACACGGACUCAAGAACAGAUUGCAAAGUAUUGUUUCCCUUAUGAACGUACUGAGCGUCUACUCUGAUUUCCCUGUGCUGUAUUCUGUCACUGACCUAAGCUUGUUUUUUCUCUUGACUUCGAUUUCGCCUUGCCCUCUUGGAUUUGUUCGCCGGGUUUUGGACUCAUGUGUUGGACCUUGUUUGCCUGUAUUUUUCGACUACAAUUCUUGGAUUGUCCUUUUGUUUUGAACCUCGUGGGUCACUGGUUUACAUUAUUAAACCCACUUCUUUCGCCUUUUGAUCCGCACUCGUCUGGAACUUGCUGAUUCCUUACGGAGGCACGUUUCCACACCAACCAAAGUUCAGUCUUAGAAGUUGGUUUUGCAUUUUCUGCUUCUCACCGUCCAAUAACCCCAAACAGUGUUGAGGUCAGUCUUUUGAGAACACCAGCAGCUUUUCUUCCCCCCCCCUUUUCUCUGUUUUUUCUUUUUCACAGCUAAACUUAAGUUUUCUAUGCAGUUUGGAGGAAAAAAAAAAACACUUGAUUUGAGGCAAGAAUGGAGCUGGAUCAUCUCAAAGAUGAAAGCUAAAAGUGCUGUUUGUCUGAUGAGGACAGUUUUGUUGAACUACCAGGUCUUGUGUUAUUGUUAGAAGUCCUAUUUUAUCUUUCUCUUUUGUUUUUAACCUUUUCACUUUUCCCUUCUUAUGGAAGCUUCUAAUCUGCUCAGAAAAGCACAUACUAGUGGUUAGUAGCUGCAUUGAAGCUGAAUUAAAAGGAACUUCACAACUGUGUCAAACGGAGCUUAUUUAUUUAUUUUUAUUUACAUAGGUCAGCAGUUCAGUGGUCUGAAACAAGAUCCUAUGACAUCACAUCUGACUUCACUGUAUAGAAUGAGCUGCAUCCAAAGUAGACUGAUUAUUAUUUCAUUGCAAUGACAUCACGAUUGUCAGCGUACUGUUUUCCUUCUGAGUUUUCCUCAGUUUUGUAGCCCAAGCAUGUUUCCUAUACAGCUGCAGCUGGUCACCAUUCUCCUGGAAUGUGUCCUAUUAGACACCACAGGGCACUGUAUCCUACUGAUCCCAAUCAAUUUUUAGGUAUAUUACACCUCUAUGGUCUAUGUGAAUUAUAUUUAAUAGUUGUUUCAAAGCACUUUUUUACAUCAAACAUAAAAAAAACGGCCACUUUUACUCCCGGGCUCAUCCCGAAUCUUUACAGGCAUGAUAAGACUGUCACUGUAAUCUUAACCAUCAUGUCUUGAGUGUA
This is a messenger RNA of Pygocentrus nattereri (red-bellied piranha), 2751 nucleotides long. Its product is annotated as CMRF35-like molecule 5. Lineage: Eukaryota; Metazoa; Chordata; Actinopteri; Characiformes; Serrasalmidae. The coding region runs from base 264 to 1070 and encodes 268 amino acids. The transcript is spliced from 7 exons. The record is from RefSeq and is a predicted model, not a curated record.